CUUUUAUAAUCAUUUUCCAGUUUUGCAGAUAUAAGAGUAAAACACAAGAGGAUCCGUCAUCAUGUUCGACAUUACCGCUUAUGCAGCGACUUUCAUUUUUCUGCUACUUGGUGUGAUCGUCUAUAGAGGGCCUCAAAACUUUGCAAAGUGUUGGCUCCAUCUGCGGUCGUUGAAAAGUCCGCAGAGAGCCACAACCGUGCCUGGACUUGAUCCAUCCGAUCCAGUUGUGAUCUUCCCCUUGGACAGGAAAGGGAAUCUUGAUGAAAUCGAAGAUGCAGGAAGCCUACAGCAGUUUUUGGCAAAUCUUCAUGCCGAGUAUGGCGACAUCGCAUCGUUUUAUUUCACCGAUCAACUGUGUAUCAGUAUCAAGUCGCCAGAACUAUUUCAAGAACACCGGACAGCCUUUACCAAACCAUAUAUUCUCUUCAAGCUCUUAGAACCAUUGUUUACAAAAGAAAGCAUCGUCUACGCGGAGGAAAGUGAUGUUCGUAAAAGACGAGAACUAACAAACAGGUGUUUUGGAUUUCAAGCGCUCCAGAACUUUAUUGAAAUCUUUAACGAGAUCACAGAACACUUGGUGGAGAAGAUUUCAUCAUUACCGCCCGGGGAACACAUCCCUCUGAAUGAAACCUGUCUUGGUCUCUCCCUGAAGAUGAUAAUGCUAACAGUAUCUGGAGAAUAUUUCAAAGAUGACAAGACCAGCACUGAAUUUAAGAAGACGUAUGACUUGGUGUGGAAUGAAAUUGAAAGUAGGUUUGCUGGUGAUAUUCCACCAGAAGGAAGUGGCAGAAUUAAGACAUUCAAAGAAGCAAAGGAAAUAUUAUUUUCGUUCUUUGGUCGUAUCAUUAAUAACCGAAGAUGCAAUCCUCCCAGUGACGAGAGGGCAGUUUUCAUUGAUGUUCUAAUCAAGUCUGACUACCAAUCAGAAGUACUCCUUGCUGAUCUGGAAACGUACUUGAAUGGAGGAUUUCAUGCGUCCGGAUAUUUGUUUGCUUGGGCACUAUUCUUCUUAGCUGAACAUGAUGACAUCCAGGAAAAACUGUACAACCAUGUGAUUGACAUCGUUGGCAAGACUGGACCGGUCAGCAUGGAACAUGUAGCAAAGAUGACACUCCAGUAAUCCAUGCGCUAGGCGUUUCCUUCAUGUCUGAGAAGUACUUUCCCAACCCCAAAAUGUGAGUGACACAUAUACCAUGUAUACGUUGCAACUACCGUCGUGCAUGCACUGCUAUGCUAUUGCAUGGGAUAUCAAAAGUCAAUGAAAUGCAUGGUGCAUAAUGUUCGAAUGUAAUUAGAUUAUUUA
This is a messenger RNA of Lytechinus variegatus (green sea urchin), 1303 nucleotides long. RefSeq names its product cytochrome P450 20A1-like. Gene Ontology annotation, molecular function: oxidoreductase activity, acting on paired donors, with incorporation or reduction of molecular oxygen; iron ion binding; heme binding. Gene Ontology annotation, cellular component: membrane. The record is from RefSeq and is a predicted model, not a curated record. NCBI's taxonomy places the organism in Eukaryota, Metazoa, Echinodermata, Echinoidea, Temnopleuroida, Toxopneustidae. The transcript has 9 exons. The coding region runs from base 62 to 1120 and encodes 352 amino acids.